Messenger RNA from Solanum verrucosum, 815 nucleotides. RefSeq lists its product as uncharacterized. Bases 40 to 813 code for a protein of 257 amino acids. The record is from RefSeq and is a predicted model, not a curated record. Lineage: Eukaryota; Viridiplantae; Streptophyta; Magnoliopsida; Solanales; Solanaceae. The transcript is spliced from 6 exons.
UCUUCAACUUUCAACUUAAUUCACCACAUUUGUGAGAGGAUGGACGAGAUAAUAGGAGAAAAAAAGAUGAAGAUUCUUUGUUUGCAUGGAUUUAGAACUAGUGGAAAUUUCUUAAAAAAACAAUUAAGCAAAUGGGAUCCUUCUAUUUUUGCUCAUUUUGAAAUGGAAUUCCCAGAUGGAAUAUUUGCAGCAGGGGGGAAAUCAGAUAUUGAGGGCAUAUUUCCACCACCAUAUUUUGAGUGGUUCCAGUAUAAUGAGGAUUUUACAGAAUAUGAGAACUUAGAAGAAUGCAUUUCGUACUUGUGUGAGUAUAUAACAAGCAAAGGGCCUUUCGAUGGUCUUCUCGGAUUCUCCCAGGGAGCGACUUUAUCAGGCCUUUUACUAGGGUACAUGGAACAGGGGAAGAUUCUGAAAGAGCAUCCACCAAUGAAAUUAUUUGUAUCAAUAUCAGGGGCCAAAUUUAGGGACCCAAAUAUUUGUAACAUUGCAUACAAAGAUAUGAUGAAGGUUAAAUCAGUCCAUUUUAUUGGAGAGAAAGAUUGGCUCAAACUUCCUUCACAAGAGCUUACAACAGCUUUUGAAAAUCCUCUCAUCAUAAGGCAUCCUCAAGGACACACUGUGCCAAGACUAGAUGAAGAAGCUAUGGAGACAUUAAAAACUUGGACAAGGGAAAUUGACUUCUAUUCCAAUGAGAGUUGUGUUGGUGGAGGACCAAAUGAAGCCUGCAAACAUGUUAACAUUGAAAAUGGUGUGGAAGAAGGCAAAAAACUAGAGAUGCCUAAUGAAGUAGAGAUCCAAAAGGCUCAAGAAUAAUA